AUGAGUUCCAAAACAAGUGCUGAUAAUAAGAAAAAGCUUCAGGUAGCUAUUGUUGGUUCUGGAAAUUGGGGUUCAGCAAUUGCAUCUCAUAUCGGUGAAAAAGUUCGCUCAAGUGGCAAAGAUCAAUUUGAAGAGAAAAUUUCUAUGUGGUGUAAAGAAGAAGAUGUUGAUGGUGAAAAAAUAACAGAAUUGAUUAAUCGUACACAUGAGAAUAAAAAAUAUUUACCAGAUCACAAAAUUAGUGAUAAUGUUGUUGCUAUACCAGAUUUGAAAGAAGCAGUUAAAGAUGCUGAUAUACUUGUAUUCGUUGUACCACAUCAAUUUCUAAAAAAGACAUGUGAAGAAAUGAAAGGAAAUAUUAAACAAAAUGCAUUCGCUUUAUCAUUAAUUAAAGGAUUUUAUGUUGAUGACAAAACAAACGAUAUAUUAUUAAUAUCAGAAGUUAUUAAAAAUACAUUGAAUAUUGACUGUUUAACAAUGAUGGGAGCUAAUAUUGCUAAAGAAGUGGCAGCGAAGGUAUUUUGUGAAGCAACAAUUGGUACAAAAAAUAAAGAACAUAGUACUAUUAUAAAAAGUUUAAUUGAUUCAGACAAAUUUCGUUUACGAUUUUUUCCCGAUGUUGAAAUAAUUGAAAUGUUAGGUGCAUUAAAAAAUAUCAUUGCUAUGAUAGCUGGAUUUAGUGAAGGUUUAGAAUGUGGAUUUAAUACUCGUGCCGCUAUCCUCCGUUUAGGUUUACGAGAAAUGAUUGAAUUUUGUCGUUUAUAUCAUAAAGAGUCAUCCUAUGAAAUCUAUUUGGAAUCAUGUGGUAUGGCUGAUUUAGUUGCCAGUAGUCUUGGUGGUAGAAAUUAUGAUUCAGCUAAAAAAUUUGUUCAAACUAAUAAAUCAUUGAAAGAAAUUGAAGAAGAAGAUUUGAAUGGACAAUCAUUACAAGGACCAGGAACAGCUGAAGAAGUUUAUCGUAUAUUGAAAAACAAAAAUUUAUUAGAUCGUUUUCCAUUACUGAGAGAUGCACAUUUAAUUUGUGAUCAAAAAAUUAAGCCUAAACAAUUAACUGAUAAUCUUGGAAAUCAUCCUGAAUUUCAAACAAAUCAACAAUAA
Didymodactylos carnosus is the source of this 1098-nucleotide messenger RNA. NCBI's taxonomy places the organism in Eukaryota, Metazoa, Rotifera, Eurotatoria, Philodinida, Philodinidae. The record is from the annotation of a GenBank genome assembly.